This is a messenger RNA of Eupeodes corollae, 1902 nucleotides long. It is a transcript of the gene Nach, whose product is annotated as sodium channel protein Nach. NCBI's taxonomy places the organism in Eukaryota, Metazoa, Arthropoda, Insecta, Diptera, Syrphidae. The transcript is spliced from 8 exons. Gene Ontology annotation, cellular component: membrane. Gene Ontology annotation, molecular function: ligand-gated sodium channel activity. The record is from RefSeq and is a predicted model, not a curated record. The coding region runs from base 1 to 1698 and encodes 565 amino acids. Gene Ontology annotation, biological process: sodium ion transmembrane transport.
AUGUAUUUUGACAAUGAACGCCUUGAUUUGUAUGCGAAAGUUUUUAAGGAGUUUUAUGAGCUGUGCAACAACGAAAAACAAGAUGCAUAUUAUUUGUGUGGAUUGAUACGGCAAAAUUCAGUUCAAAGGCGUCGAUCUGCCAGUGGAAAUGAGCUAUCGUUCGGUUCACCUAGAUCAGAUACUUGCCAGACGUGUCAGAUUCAUCAACAAACAAAUGCAGCAUCUGAAUCAGAAGAAGAACACUCAAAGUUGCCCAAGACCUUCAUAAACAGAAGGCUAAAGCGUUUUAUGAAGAUUUACGUGAAAAAAGCGCUUUGUGCUUGGUUCAUUUGGAUGGUAAUUGUUGUAGCAAUGUUUUCUUGUGCUAUCGCAAUGGUAAUUGUAUUCUACAGAGAUUUUUCAAGCAAUCCGAUUCGAAUGAAUAUCGAAAGCGAUCAUACUCCAUUGACAAAUUUAAUAUUUCCAGCUGUCACUCUUUGUCCACCAACUAUGUACAAUCUACCAGCAGUUAAGGAAAUUUUUCAAAACUUAACUAUGCCGAAAAAUGUGAGCCAGGAUGAAGCCAUAAACGCUCUUAACCAACUUUAUGCUCUGGUGGGAAUUGUAAGGGUAUUCGACCAAAAGAAACUCGACAUCUUACAACGCACAGCCAGUGGCAAUAAUUUGACAACGUUAGAAUUCCUUCAACUAAUUCGCUGGAAUUGUUCAGACCUAAUGUACCGCUGUCGGUUUCAAUCAAAAAUAAUGCCAUGCAGUGAGUUAUUCUAUCCUGGAAAAACUUUUACUGGAUAUUGCUGUUCAUUUAAUUUCAAGGACUAUGGCGUGAAAUAUCAAAGACGACGGGCUUUGAAAUUUGGCCCAGAAGGGGGUCUAUCAGUAAUUAUGAAAGACACAAAACGAAAUCAAAAGGAUCUCGAUCAAUUUCUUUCCUCGGAAGUUGAGCUUUUCGUCCAUCAAAACGAAGAUUUUCCCCAUAGAACCUUGAUAUCGAAUUCCAUUCCAGUUAAUCGAGAGACCUUUGCUGUGAUUCGACCUACCGAAAUAGUCUGUUCGGAGAGCUUUAAAGCUCUGGCUGUUCAAGAUCGACAGUGUCUACUCAAUCACGAACAUAAUAUGCGUUAUUUUUCAAUCUACAACAGUGAUAAUUGUGAAUUUGAAUGUCGGGUUUUGAAAACUUUUGACUCUUGUGGAUGCGUUCCGUUUUUGUACUAUUCCAAAAAGUCACGAGCAAAAGUUUGUGAUUUUACAAGUUUGCCAUGCUUGUACAAAUCCUAUAAUUAUUUUGGUAUUUAUAUUGAAGAUGAAGAUAGUCAAAUUGAUAGGAACAAGACAAUCGAAACUACUAGCGUUUGUUACUGUCCAAAUAGUUGCGAGAAUGUGGAAUAUGAUGUUAAGAUUACUCAAGCCCGGUUGCAGACUGUAAUAGAGUCGUUUGAUUCAUUUUACCAUGGAAUUCAAGAUAAUUUUACAGUUGUUCAUGUAUUUAUGAACUCUCAAGUUUACCGACGGUUACGCAGAGACACCCUGUCAGACAUUAUUAUUUUAAUAAGUAACCUUGGAAGUUCUUUUAGUCUUUUUGUUGGAAUGAGUAUGAUAUCUUUGUUGGAAAUUUUGUAUUUUUUUACUUUGGUCCUUUUGCAAAAUUACAUGCGGCAAGAUCGAUUCAAUCAAAGAAAUGAAAACGUUAACAAAAUUUGAAUUUAAAAAUGAUUUUCUAAAUGUUUUUGUAAUUGGAAAAUUGCUUCGGUUCUUCUUUUUUGUGAACUAAACGUGCCUAAGAAGUUAUUGUAAUUAUUAAAUACGCUUGAAAAGUAAAACAUAACCUUAAAAAUUGAUGAAACUAAGAUAUGUGUAAAGUUUUUAUUUAUAAUGGUGACAAUUUAACAAAAGAUAAACUUAGUA